AUGCAAGCCUUUGCGGAUCCGCCGGCAAGAUCACGUGGACGUGGCCGUCCACGUAUACAUGCCAAUGAUGCCGAACGACAAAGAAGUCACCGCACAGCUGAAACGCGUAAUAUGCGGGAAGCACGUCUGAUUGCGAAUACGCAACGUCAGCGAAGUCGAAGGCAGAAUGAAGACAGCGCAGAACGUCUUCUCCGGCAGCUAGAAGACUCGCAUCGCCAUCAGCUGCUGAAAGAACUAUGUGAUGACCUAUUCAAAAAACAUGUACUCGGCGAAGUGGAGGCGUACGUUUACGUCAUCGAAUUCCAAAAAAGAGGUCUUCCGCAUUGUCAUAUGCUGUCAAUUAUGAAACACGACUGGAAGGCGCAAACGGUAGCCGACGUAGACAAUGCUGUGUGUGCUGAAAUACCAGACAGAGAGGAAGAACCGGAGGCGUAUGAAGCAGUCACCACGUACAUGAUCCACAGGAAAUGCGGCGCUGAUGAUCCUCAUUCACCAUGUAUGUGA
This is a messenger RNA of Necator americanus (New World hookworm), 504 nucleotides long. RefSeq lists its product as uncharacterized. NCBI's taxonomy places the organism in Eukaryota, Metazoa, Nematoda, Chromadorea, Rhabditida, Ancylostomatidae. Bases 1 to 504 code for a protein of 167 amino acids. The transcript has a single exon. The record is from RefSeq and is a predicted model, not a curated record.